This is a messenger RNA of Macrosiphum euphorbiae (potato aphid), 414 nucleotides long. The record is from the annotation of a GenBank genome assembly. Lineage: Eukaryota; Metazoa; Arthropoda; Insecta; Hemiptera; Aphididae.
AUGGACGUGACACGUGAAUUUCAUAUAGUUCGUUCCGAGUUUUCUGCGACCGGAAACUCAUCUGUAGACCGUGAAACCCAAGACCUCGUCAGAGUCACUUGUCGCCAUACGCCGUUUUGUCGAUCUAUCACUUAUUACUCGAGUACCGUGUUUGGCUGCACUGUCGUAUCAGUGGAUCAUCGGUCCUACCAGUCCAAAAUACCACUAAAGUCAGAGACUUCGGGAAUCUUCAGAUCCAAACCUGGGAAAUGUAAUAUCAUACGAUCCUAUGCGGUUUAUCGUCGUCCGGUAAUUCUGAGAAAGAAAACUGUGGUCUCUGACUCAGAAUGCGAUAUCGGCAAAGUCUCCGCUUCAGGAAUUUUCAGAUCUAAACGUGGUCAACGUAUAAUUAAACGAUCACAAAAUCCUAUGUGA